CCAUCAUGUGUUUAUGUUUCUGUAUGUCUGUACCAUCAUGUGUUUAUGACUGUGUCUGCCUGUGUGUGCCUCUGAUGGGAACCAGGCCCAGAUGAAGUUCCCCCAGGACUACCCGUACUCGCCCCCCACGUUCAAGUUCCUCACCAAGAUGUGGCACCCCAACGUGUACGAGAAUGGAGACGUGUGCAUCUCCAUCCUGCACCCGCCUGUGGAUGACCCCCAGAGUGGGGAGCUGCCCUCGGAGCGGUGGAACCCCACGCAGAACGUCCGGACGAUCCUGCUGAGCGUGAUCUCGCUGCUGUCAGAGCCCAACACCUUCUCGCCAGCCAACGUGGACGCGUCGGUCAUGUACCGCCGCUGGCGCGACAGCCGGGCCAAGGACAAGGAGUACGAGAACAUCAUCCGCAUGCGGGUGCUGGCGACGCAGGCGGACGCGGACCGCGAUGGCGUGAAGGUGCCCACCACGCUCGCAGAGUACUGCGUGAAGCCGCGGGCGCCGCCCCCCCGAGACUCGACCUCCGACCUCCUCUACGACGACUUCUGCGACGACCUCGAUGAGGAGGAGGACGACGACGACAACGAGGACGGAUACUACGACGGCGGAGACAACAACGACUCUGGCAACGAGGAGUCCUGACGGCACGGCCCCGUCACCCGGCGACCUCUCCCCCCCCACCCCCCACUGCUCCCGCCUGCUCCUCUCUCUCUCUCUCUCAACGCAGGCCGCUCAAUUCCCACAAUCCCCCCCCCCCCCCCCCCCCCCGAUAUGCCGCCAAACCCGGGCCGACUGCGGCCAUUGUAAAAUACAUUGCGCGAUAACUCACAGUAAUGAUGGCUAACGAACGGCGGCAGCGGCAAAGAUGCAAAGGAGGCGAUGCGAGUGGUGGUGGCGCGGGCAGCGUGAUUCAGUAGGGUAGCUUUGCCCCCUCCUCAUAAGCUCUCCCCUCCGCCCCUCCCACCCUGAAACCCCCAAAUAAAUGACCUCAAAAAUCCCUUUUUAUAAUUUUUGCCAGCAACUCCAUCAGUCGUGACAACAGCAGUAGCAGCGAGGCACCGACAGCGCCCACAGUUGUUUUGCAGCAAAGGUUCUUCCCCCCCCCCCCCCCAUAUCCUGUGCGCAAUAUAAAUAAUAAAACAAACUUUUAAAGAGAGUAAGUUAGAAAUAAAAAUGUUAAGCUGACAAGGGCGUGUUUGUGAUGAGUGAACAGGCCAUCUCGGCCUCCGAGCGCCAGCGAACUGGCGUCGCGCGUGCGCACCCGACGAGACCGUGCCCGUCUCGUUUCAACACUUUUGGUUUUGCGUUUGAUAUUUUAUUUCGUGAAGUGCUUCUGUUCCCCACCGUAACGUUACCGUCUCCUGUCCUCGUUGCGUUUUUCGAGAUUGUGCUCGUUUAGUAAAGUUUUGCGUUUAAAUUCGUCUGUUACCUUCUCUUCCUCUCUCCAUUCCAUUUCUUGGGCCCUAAGUCAACGCUUUGGAGUGCGAGGGAGACCCAGGGGUAGAGGCCAGGGCGCGGGACGCCAAGGAGUGAGAAUCCGGUGACCUUUGGGUUGGUGGGGGCCACCGCGGGGACACGUGGCCUCGACCCCCCCUCCCGGAGUCGACCCCCGCGGUGCGAGUUGAGGCACUGUCGUGUGCUUCACAAAGCUCUGCGUGCCCCGCGCGGCUUGAGCCUCCCUCCCCUCAUUGGUCUUCCUAACCUACGCCGCAAACUCCGGGCCGCAUUAGAGUGACGGACUAGUGAGAGUGUUCAUGUACGUUUGACUCUGUUGGCACGCACACACACACGCACGCGCGCGUUUAUGCACGGGCACGUCUGUACCCGCCUCUGUCUUAGACCUGUGGCUGUAAAUAAAGGAUGUCGAUCCGCCCAGAGCUCCA
This is a messenger RNA of Lethenteron reissneri (Far Eastern brook lamprey), 1878 nucleotides long. RefSeq names its product ubiquitin-conjugating enzyme E2 R2-like. NCBI's taxonomy places the organism in Eukaryota, Metazoa, Chordata, Hyperoartia, Petromyzontiformes, Petromyzontidae. The record is from RefSeq and is a predicted model, not a curated record.